This is a messenger RNA of Aedes aegypti (yellow fever mosquito), 2121 nucleotides long. RefSeq names its product zinc finger protein 26. Gene Ontology annotation, molecular function: RNA polymerase II transcription regulatory region sequence-specific DNA binding; DNA-binding transcription factor activity, RNA polymerase II-specific. The transcript is spliced from 7 exons. Gene Ontology annotation, biological process: regulation of transcription by RNA polymerase II. NCBI's taxonomy places the organism in Eukaryota, Metazoa, Arthropoda, Insecta, Diptera, Culicidae. The coding region runs from base 787 to 2121 and encodes 444 amino acids. The record is from RefSeq and is a predicted model, not a curated record. Gene Ontology annotation, cellular component: nucleus.
AAAGUUCAUGCGAGAGGACUGAAAAUUAAGCCAAAACAUACGUCGAAAGAAAAGACAAUUUCAGUGCUAAACAACUCGAAUUUAAAGACUAAACCUGUCGAAACAGACGAUUUGUCAAGUGAAACACAUUCACGUUUGGAAGAAUCAAAAAUGGGCGCACAAACAGAUACAUUUUCUGAAAAUUGCAAUGAUUUUGAUCUACAACAAACUCAAGUGAAACUGGAGUUAGUCCCGGUCAGUUUACCUAUCUUGGAUGUCCAAGAAGAAGCUUUGGAUAACAGAAGAUACGAAGAUGAGCAUAAAUUUGCAAUAGAGGAUAUAAUUGUGAUCGAGGAAGUGAAAAUAGAAACCCGUCCGGAUGAAAAUGAGGAAUUCUGUAAUAACGAGACUUUGGCAGCCGUAAAGGAAACUGACGAAGACAAAACUGAAAUCCAUUCAAAACAGUAAAGCGAGGAACAUUUAGUCAUAAAUGAUAUAAUUGUGGUCGAGGAAGUGAAAAUAGAAACUCGUCCUGAUGACAAUGAAGAAUUAUCUACUAACGAGAAUUUGGAUACUGUGAAGGAAGUUGGUGAAGACAAGUCCAUCGACAAAAAUGAGAGCAAUGCAAAACAUAAGUCCACAUCUGAAGAUGCUGUUGACAAUGAUGAUACAAGUAGUAAAGUUAAAACUGCUGAUGACAUUAAUAAUAGUGUCGAUCAAGCUGUUUCAACCGAACACAUUGGAAAUAGAUAUGCAUGUUCAAAAUGUGAUCGAACAUUCAAUCGACAAUGUCAAUUGAAAAAUCAAAUGGAUAACCAUGAUAUAACAGAAGGAUCGACUGACGUGAAUGAUGAAGAUUUAAGUACUGCUGAAGAUGUAGAUUUAGACUACAGCACACCUGCCACUGAUAUUGCUGAACCGAUUCAACCAAAAAGAAAUAUCAAGAGCACCAACAAAGGACCAUUCCAGUGUGACAUAUGUCAGAAGGUAGUUUCGGAUAAAAGAAAAUUAAAAGACCACAAAAGGUGUCAUAAAUCAAAAGAUCAUGUUUGUACCAUUUGCGAAAGGCCUUUCUUGAGACGACCUGCCAUGCUAAGGCAUAUGGAGACGCAUACAUCUCGACCUAAAUAUCAGCGAGCGAAGCCAGUAAUAGAAGGGCCAAUUCAGUGCGAUAUUUGCCAAAAAGAGUUUAAGAGCAAAAGCAUUCUGUAUGGUCUUAAGUUGAAAGUGCAUGGACCUAAAAAACAUGAGUGCAACAUAUGCGGCUCCAGAUUCUCCGAUCGGUUUACGUUGAAAAUGCACUUCAAGGCACACGUUCGAUCUCGCGAUAGUGAAGAGGAUUUUCGACUAUUCAAACAAAUGACGAAAACUGACAAUACGAAAGAAGCUGACGGUAAAACAGAGAAUGAGCAAACUUCAACUGAGCACACUAAGCAUAAACAUGAAGGUUCUUUGAAAGAUUGUGGAAAAUGCAAAAAGGUAUUCAAAACUCAAAGGGAAUGGUUGCACUACAAACUUAAUCAUGUUCCGAAGAAUCGCCUUUAUUGCUCUUUGUGUAGCUUGGUAUUUGUAACAAGAUAUCGAUUGGAGCUCCAUAUGUUGAAACAUAAGCAAGAGAAUGACAGCUCUCAAACUGCAACUUCUUCAAGUCUGAGUGUGGCCGAUGCAGUCAAGGGUAUCGAUCAAAGUACGAUUAGUUCGGAACAAAAUUCAACAUCUGUUGCUCUAACAGUUCAGAUGGACAGAGAUGUUGGCAAACCGCUGCCAUUCCAGUGCAACAUAUGUCAAAAGAUAUAUCAAACCAGACUUAAACUGUAUUUACACCACAGAGCAGUACAUGGGCCAAAAAAUCACAACUGUGUUAUUUGCUCAGUUCGCUUUGCCACGCGACUAGAGCUGAAAAAGCAUUUAUGUACAAAGCAGCACAUUAGGAAACUACAAGAAACACUUGGGAAUAACGAGACUACCAUCGAGAAAAAUGGUUCGGAAAAAGAUCAGGGCAGCAAUUUACUUGCACUGACAACAGAAGUUACCGAACAACAAGAAGUACAGUGUGAUGUAUGCCAUAAAUUAUAUCCAAAUAAGUGGAGAUUACAUAACCACAAAAGAUAUCAUGGACCAAAAGCAAAACGUAUGGCUUAA